AUGGACAUUGACGAAAAUGAACAAAUUUUGCCUCCAGAGCUUCCGAUUCUUGAGCCAAAGAAAAGUGCUGUCCUCUUGGCCCAGUUAGGAAGUGACAAUUUUUAUGAGGAAAUUGUGCGGUCGCAGCAAGUGGAUCCUCACAUCACCAAGCUGGUUACAAGAUGGCAGUUUAUCGCAGAUAAAGCCCAUCCGACUGGGAUAGAAGAAUCUUUCCACCAGCGUUACAAACUGUCCAAUUCUGACGAAUCACAGCAACGAGUCUUAUAUGAGUACCACGAUGCUCGCCUUGCUGGUCAUCCUGGAGCAGAAGAAACUUUACGGACCAUACAAGCGCUUUUCUACUGGGAGAGAAUGCGCAAGCAGGUACAGGAGUACGUAAAGGGUUGCCAUCUCUGCAGUUCUUGUAAGCCGCUAGAACCACUCAACUACACCCACAAAGACCCCACCAACCACGGGCCCUGUGGGACACCGUAG
This is a messenger RNA of Belonocnema kinseyi, 474 nucleotides long. RefSeq lists its product as uncharacterized. Lineage: Eukaryota; Metazoa; Arthropoda; Insecta; Hymenoptera; Cynipidae. The record is from RefSeq and is a predicted model, not a curated record. The transcript is spliced from 2 exons. Bases 1 to 474 code for a protein of 157 amino acids.